This is a messenger RNA of Drosophila hydei, 1668 nucleotides long. RefSeq lists its product as uncharacterized. NCBI's taxonomy places the organism in Eukaryota, Metazoa, Arthropoda, Insecta, Diptera, Drosophilidae. Bases 537 to 1346 code for a protein of 269 amino acids. The record is from RefSeq and is a predicted model, not a curated record. The transcript is spliced from 3 exons.
CGUUCCGUGCGCUUCGCUAGAGAAGGGAGCUCUAAUUCAAACUGAAAAGUUUAAAGCGCCAACAUUUACGUAAUUUGUGUAUGUGUGCUAGCUGUUAAGACUGUGUGUGUGCUUUAGUGCUCGUGUCUAAGGCUUAACGAAAGCGAAAGUUCUGUUUGUGCGCGUGUUGCUAACAGCAGUGUCGUUGGCGUCGUCUGUCUACAAUAAUUGCACACACGUCGCAGCCGCAGUCGCAGUGAACGUCGCAGCCUGCGUCACAUUUGCCAUUGUUAUUAGCGGGGAGGCUACCUAGAAAGGAAUAGAUUAAAAGCGUGUGAAAACAACAAGAAUGCUCAUUAGUUUCAAUGAGCGUGCAAUAAAUUAAAGAAAACGUGUUUACGCUGUGCGUGUGCGUGUCCGUGUGCUAGUGGGCGUGUGUGUGCUCGUAUUAGUGUGCGGCCGCAACAAAACAGCCGCCAACAGCUGUUAAGCGAAAGCAACGCAUACAUUUCUGCAACAUUUACUUCUAAACGCUUUCAAAAAAGCCAACGGCUCGAAUGGCGCCCACCAUCUGCUCGGAGAAGAAAGUGCGCGUGUCGGCCAUCAAGGAGGGGCGACGGCGAAACAAUAUGGGCGUGUCACACACAAAUCCUAGCACGACUGCAGCUGGUGCUGGAUCUGGAGUGACACAGAACAGAGCUGUGCUAAGCUACGUCAAAGGUUCGACGAACGCAGCUGGUCGUUCACAACGUCCCAAGGGCGUUGCAUCGUCCUCGACUCCUGAUGAGGUUGCUCUGGAAAGUGAGACUAAAUCAAAGCACGACGAGCAUGUGGAGCGCAUGGAGGUGGAUGGCAUUUACAAUAAGACGAGCACGGACUUAGCGAGUACACAUUCCAGCAGCACCUACAGCAACAAUAUCAAAGCAGUAUUACAACCCACUAUGGCAAACAGCAACAGCAACAGCAAGUCCAGUGGAUACAGCAAGACAACUACAGCCAAACUUUGUGAUCCUGCUUCGGGCAUGGAUGAGGAUAAGGAGCACGACGACGAUGACGAUGAUGAUGAGGAGGAGGAUCAGGGCGAUGGUGACAGCGGCUAUGAGUUCGCCCUAGAUCCAAUCAAGCCGCAUUAUCCACAGCAACAGUAUCACACACACAACCAGGGCCUGCUUUCUAUAGCCAUUAAGACGAUUAAGCUGGUGCAGCGUAACAAGUUGCUGCAGAAGCGUUUGGCCCAACUGCAGUUGGAGACGUCCGAGUUCAUUGCUUCGGUGCUGGCGAAUCCCGAAAAUCGGCAUUUUCGUGAAAAAAUCACGGCCAAAACAGAUGCGGCCAACAAAGUGAGCAACGUCUUGCUGCGUCACUAAGCGACAAAUAAUACAAAAGAAAAAAACUGCUGCAUACUUUUAGGUGGCAGCAAAAAUGCCGCAUUCCAAUGUGUCACAGCAAUCAAAGUGAGAUGCCAACACAUAUUGUUGGAUCCGUCUGGAGAACAUGAUAAAAAUACAUUGGAUCGAUAAUUUAUAAAAUAUAAAUUAAUUUCCUUUUUAUUUUAAUUCGUUAUUUGUUCAAAUCGAAAUCGAUUGUUGCGACAUCGAGGAACUGAGGUUCCAGCAAUUCGAACUGAUUACAUUUAUAAAUUAACAAAAUGUAAGUUAAAUAUUUGAUUAAACACACACAUACAUAAAA